This is a messenger RNA of Chaetomium globosum CBS 148.51, 837 nucleotides long. RefSeq lists its product as uncharacterized. The record is from RefSeq and is a predicted model, not a curated record. Bases 1 to 837 code for a protein of 278 amino acids. Lineage: Eukaryota; Fungi; Ascomycota; Sordariomycetes; Sordariales; Chaetomiaceae. The transcript is spliced from 2 exons.
AUGGCCCAGGUUCUGCCUCGGCUUGACACCACCAAUAACCAAGCCAUGAACCGUUCCCGUUAUGUCCCCAACCCGGUCUACUCCGUCAACCCCUACCAACAGCAACAGCAACAGCAACAACAAUAUGGCGCCCUCCCCCAACAAGCCCAGCUACAAGGCAUGAUGCCUGGCCAAGCCAUGCCCAUGCACCCCUCCGCAUACGGCAGCCCCCCACCCGGCGUCGGCCACUCCCCCAUGCAGACCUCCAUGUCCCCCAACACCACAUGGGCAGCCAACUUCGCCAACGGCCCCAUCAUCGAGGACCUAUGUGCUCCACCCCCACCCAUGGGCAUGCACGCAUCACCACCCAUGAACGGCAUGCACCCGCGCAUGACCAUGGGCCCCAUGCACCCAGGCGGCAUGCCCCAGAUCCAGAACGUCUACGGGCUGCGCCAGCCCACGCCGCACCCCUUCGCACCACAGGGAAUGCACCCCGGCCAGGGCCAGCCGACGACCAUGCAGGGUAUGCCGUCGGCGCGCGUCAUGGGCACGUACCCGCCGUAUACGGGCCAACAGCAUGGGAUUGGCAUUGUGUACCCGCGCCCGAUGGAUCCGAAUGCCAUGAUGGUGCGGCCGAGGCUGGAGACGGCGUUUGCGAACCCGGUGCCGACGGGGCCCGGAGGGAAUGCGGGGUUGGGGAUGGGCCAGGUGGCGUCGCCGAAUAUGGGGGAGAGUCCGGGUGGUGAUGGGAUGCAGCCGCUGACGCCGGUGGAGGAGGCGUUGAGGGGGUUUUCUGAGCCCGGAUUUGGGGGAUCUGGGGGAUUUGGGGCGUCAAUGAUGGGGAGGGAUGUCGGGUAA